This is a messenger RNA of Ananas comosus (pineapple), 1750 nucleotides long. Its product is annotated as phosphoinositide phospholipase C 6-like. Gene Ontology annotation, biological process: phosphatidylinositol-mediated signaling; lipid metabolic process. Bases 19 to 1620 code for a protein of 533 amino acids. NCBI's taxonomy places the organism in Eukaryota, Viridiplantae, Streptophyta, Magnoliopsida, Poales, Bromeliaceae. The transcript has 9 exons. Gene Ontology annotation, molecular function: phosphatidylinositol-4,5-bisphosphate phospholipase C activity. The record is from RefSeq and is a predicted model, not a curated record.
GACGACGCCGAGCGGAUCAUGGAGAAGAUCUGGCAACCCCGGUCGCGACUCCACAUCGCGAAGAUCUCCCGCCCCCUCCUCGCCCUCGAGGACUUCUACCACUUCCUCUUCUCCGACGAACUCAACCCUCCCAUUAGAUCCCAGGUUCACCAAGAUAUGACUGCACCUUUGUCGCACUACUACAUAUAUACAGGCCAUAACUCAUACUUGACUGGUAACCAGCUCAGUAGCGAUUGCAGUGAUGUUCCAAUCAUUAAAGCGCUACAAAGAGGUGUGAGAGUGAUUGAACUGGAUAUGUGGCCAAAUUCUACAAAAGAUGAUAUUGAUAUUCUUCACGGAAGGACAUUGACCUCUCCAGUUUCACUUAUUAAAUGUUUGAAGUCCAUUAAAGAAUACGCUUUCUGCGUGUCGCCCUAUCCGGUCAUCAUAACGCUGGAGGACCACCUUACUUCUGAUCUUCAGACCAAAGUAGCCAAGAUGGUGACAGAGACAUUUGGAGACAUGCUUUAUUACCCUGACUCAGAAUCUCUUGAAGAGUUUCCUUCACCAGAAGCUCUAAAGAACCGUGUUAUCCUUUCAACAAAACCACCAAAAGAGUAUCUUGAAGCUAAGAGUUUUAAGGAGAAGGAUGCUGAGCCUCACAAUGGAAAGGAACCAAAUGAAGAAGAUGCAUGGGGAAAGGAAGUUCCAGAUCUUCAGACUGAAAUUGAAUCUGCUGAUAAGCAGAAUGAGAAUGAACACUCUGUUUAUAAAACAGAAGUGGAAGAUUUUGGUGAUGACGAUGAUGACCAGAAAAUGCGCCAGAACGUGGCACCUGAGUAUAAGCUUCUUAUUACUAUCAAAGCUGGGAAGCCUAAGGGUCGCUUAAGUGAGUCGCUCAAAGUGGAGCUGGAUAAGGUUAGGCGCCUCAGUUUGAGUGAGCAAGAGCUAGCAAAGGUUGCAGCAUCACAUGGGGCUGAUAUUAUAAGGUUUACUCAGAAGAAUCUACUCAGAAUUUAUCCAAAGGGAACGCGAUUCAAUUCAUCAAACUAUAACCCCUAUAUCGGUUGGAUGCAUGGUGCUCAAAUGGUUGCAUUCAAUAUGCAGGGGUAUGGAAGAUCCUUAUGGUUAAUGCAUGGGUUUUACAAAGCCAAUGGGGGCUGCGGUUAUGUGAAAAAACCUGAUUUCCUAAUGGGGAAUGGUUCACAUGGUGAGGUUUUCGACCCGAAAGCAAAUUUACCUAUAAAGAAAACCUUGAAGGUCAAAGUUUACUUGGGAGACGGCUGGCGUAUGGACUUCAGUCAGACCCAUUUUGAUGCAUAUUCCCCUCCAGACUUCUAUACGAGGGUUGGGAUAGCCGGAGUGCCCGCGGACUGUGUUAUGAAGAAAACGAAGGCAAUAGAAGAUAACUGGACUCCCGUUUGGGACGAGGAGUUCACUUUCCCGUUAACCGUUCCUGAAAUAGCUCUCCUUCGAGUAGAAGUACACGAAUAUGAUAUGUCCGAGAAGGAUGACUUUGGCGGGCAGACCUGCUUGCCCGUUUCGGAAUUGAGACCCGGCAUCCGGGCCGUGCCCCUUUUCGACCGCAAGGGCAUGCAGUUCAAAUCGGUAAAGCUUCUCAUGCGGUUCGAAUUUGUCUGAUGUGUUGUAAUUGCGCCUUGAGUGGUUUGCUUUGUACCUUGGGUCUGAGUGUAUGUAAAGUUUUGGAUAGUCACUUUUUUAUGUUAUUAUGAAUGAAUAUAUUUUUAGACCAUUUCGUUUGGGAGCCGAA